This is a messenger RNA of Mesocricetus auratus (golden hamster), 814 nucleotides long. It is a transcript of the gene Ppp1r14d, whose product is annotated as protein phosphatase 1 regulatory inhibitor subunit 14D. Gene Ontology annotation, molecular function: protein serine/threonine phosphatase inhibitor activity. NCBI's taxonomy places the organism in Eukaryota, Metazoa, Chordata, Mammalia, Rodentia, Cricetidae. Gene Ontology annotation, biological process: regulation of phosphorylation. Bases 133 to 606 code for a protein of 157 amino acids. Gene Ontology annotation, cellular component: cytoplasm. The transcript has 5 exons. The record is from RefSeq and is a predicted model, not a curated record.
UCUAUCACACUGGCCGAGAUUGCCAUUGGAGGUGCCUCACUCUGGGCAGGAAUUCUACUCCAGCAGGAACCAGAACUGUCUGACCACAGCUGCUCUGGCCUGCAGUGGGCCAUUUAGUUCCAAGAAGAUGGGAUGCUGAGGGCAUUCAGUUUCCCCCAGCUCAUGGCCAUGUCCGAUCUGUCCAUGUUGCCUUCAAGUCCUGCUUCCUGUACAUCUCCCAACCCUGACAAGAAGGUCCACUGGGAUUCUGAGAAGAGAAGGAGGACAUCAUCCACAGACUCGGAAUCAAAGAGUCACUUGGACAUUUCUAAGUUGCCCAGGUCCCGGAGACCCAGCCGGCUGACGGUGAAGUAUGACCGAGGUCAUCUGCAGCGCUGGCUGGAGAUGGAGCAGUGGGUAGAUGCUCAAGUUCAGGAACUUUUCCAGGGUCAAGAAGCUCCUGAGCCCGAGAUUGAUCUGGAAGCUCUCAUGGAACUAUCCACAGAGGAGCAGAGGACUCAAUUGGAGGCCAUUCUCCAAGACUGCCCCUGCGACAGAGAGCCGUUCAUCUCUGAGCUGCUCAGUCAACUCAAGAAGCUUCGGAGACUCAGCAGGCCUUCAAAAUAACACUGGAGAGACCAUCUUCUGUAGCCUUAGCCCUGUCCUGGAUACUGGCUGAAAGGUCUCCAAUAUAGACAAGGGAUGCCGAAGAGACACUUGUACAGCCCAAGUGUGUUGCAGCUACAGCUGGGCUCUCUCUGCUGGGCUCUCUGCAAGUCAGUUGUGGCUGUUACUUCCCUUGGCAGCCAGGAUAAAAACUUUAGGAGGAAACCAA